AUGUCUCAAAAGUCGGGAAGAUCUUCUCCAUCUCCAAAAGAGGAUGACACUCAACUGCAGGUCCCUCCUACUCGAUCAUCCACAUCUUCGCAGCCUGAUGUUGGACCUCAAACUCGCUCUGCUGGUCUUCCCACCAACAUCAAACUAAAAGUCGCUACUCAAAUGAGUAGACUACAACUCAUGAAGGACAUCUUCUCCAAGCUGUCCAACGUCUCAACAUGGACUGUGCAAGAUCUGUCACACACUCAAGAACACCUGCAAGACCUUCACAAGAACUUCUCAAAGACUCACUCGUAUUUUGAGUCAGCGUGGCCUGAGUCGUGUCUCGACCACGAAUACUUCGCAUCUUCAGUCUUCUUCGAGGAAUACUCUCUAUUCCAAUCAGCCAUCUCGAAAUUAAUACAACUCAAUAUGUCACUCAAUCCUGUGGAUUCACAGCCAUCCACUUCUGCUCAAGCCCCUCAAUCUUCUCAAACUCGUCCUCGAUUGCCUGACAUCUCAAUUCCCACCUUCUCAGGCGACUUCUCAAAAUGGCCUGCAUUCCGAGAUCUUUUUCAAUCACUCGUCAUCAACAGCACCUCAAUUUCUAACAUUGAAAGGUUACAUUACCUUCGGACAUGUCUCUCUCAAGAACCUCUCGACACCAUCUCUAGUCUUCCCUUAACGGAAGUCUCGUUCCCCAUAGCUUGGAAGAAGCUUAUGGACAAAUAUGAGAAUAAAAGGCUGCUCCUCUCUUCUCAAUACGCAAAACUUCUCUCCUUCUCAUUGGCGAAUCAGAAAAAUUCUACCGCCUCAUCUCUUCGUCAAUUUAUUGACAGCAUCGUCAAUCCUCUCCAAAGUUUGAAAGCUCUAGGUGAAGAUCUAGAGCAGAACAAUAAUCUUUUGGUGUUCCAUAUCAUCAAUCGUAUGGAUCACGCCUCUCGCACUCAUUGGGAAACUCUCAUCUCCUCUAAUAACGAAUUUCCCUCCUUCGCUCAGUUGAUGGAGUUCCUCCAAUCUCGCUCCAGAGCUCUAGAAUGGACUGAGUCCAAUCAGAGACAGUCAUCUCAAGAAUCCUCUCGCUCUCGCACAACAGUGCACACCAUCUCUCAAAAGGUUACUGCUCCAAUUAAACCUUCUCCUCCACUCAUCUCAAGCAAAUCGGCCUCCUCGAACACUCCAAUCUCGAAAGUCUCUUCUAUGCCGGGCUACACCUGUGAUGAUUGUGGACGCGACCACUUCGUUGCAGAUUGCCCUCGCUUCUCCAAGCGCUCACCUCAGGAAAAAGCUGAUGUGGUGUUACUUCGCAUCCUCUGCUCCAACUGCCUCGGUAGACAUCAUCGCCACUCUUGCAGAACGACAAAGAUCUGCAAAAUCUGUGGAAGUCGUCAUCACACUCUUCUACAUGAUGCUCCUCUCAGCAGUAAACCACACUGCAAAGUUCCACCGGUACCCCCUCGAGUGCUUCCUCAAUCAGCUCUCACAUCUCAAAAAUCUGCUCAAAGGGAGCUACCUCAACCACGACUCAACACUCUCCUCGCCACUGCCAUCGCCCAUCUCAUCACCUCAACAGGAUCACACACGGUUCGACUACUCAUCGACAGUGGAUCCGAGCUGACCUUCAUCUCUCAAGAUCUAGCCAGAAAACUCAACACCUCUAGAAGGAAGUCGCAUGUUACAAUUGUGGGAAUUCAUGGAAAGACUUUUAAGACACAAGGAUCUCUUGCCCUCACUCUCAAGUCGACGUAUGACCAUCAAACCAUAAAUAUUGAUGCUCACAUUCUCUCAUCAUCUUUCUCUAAUUUGCCUUCCUUCUAUACAUGUUUUCAGCAAUCUAUACAUCUCCAGCAUCUCAAGUUAGCUGAUCCAGAAUACCACAUCUCAAGAGCCGUCGACAUCAUUUUGGGUGCUGAUGUAUAUGGCUCAGUUGUUCUUCCUCAGAUGAAAAAAGGCCCUCCAUCAUCUCCAAUCGCGCAACUCUCAAUCUUCGGCUGGCUAAUCCUAGGACCUGUGUGUCAAGAACAGGAACGCCUUCCAAUCCAAUCUCCAAUGUUUCAUACUGUUCAAGAUGAAGACCUUCAUCAUCUCCUCACUAAGUUUUGGGAACAGGAAGAAAUUCAACCAACGUCUACGUCACAUCUCACCUCUGACGAGCAAGAAUGUGAAAACCACUUUGUCUCCACUCACUCUAGGCUCUCCUCAGGGAAAUACAUGGUAAGAUUACCAUUGAAAUCAUCUAUUGACGUCUUAGGUUCUUCCAGACAACGAGCCUUCCGAUGUCUGCAAGCCUUGAUUCGGAAAUUCGACAAGGAUCCUGACUACUCUCUGCUCUACCACCAAUUUCUCGAUGAAUAUGAACUCCUCCAGCACAUGCAACCAGUCUCGUCAGAAAAGGUCCACUCAAGAUAUUUUCUUCCUCAUCAUGGUGUUCUCAAAACAGACAGCUCUACAACGAAACUGCGAGUAGUCUUCAACGGCUCCAGCCCCACCUCAACUGGUAUUUCUCUCAACGAUAUUAUGCACACCGGAGCGAAACUGCAACUCGACGUGAUAGAUGUUCUUAUGUGGGACACAGGACCGGUUUCAGGCACCGAGAAUUCGAUGAUGAGUCAGACGAAAAGCGAAGAAGAAUAUACGAGUGACGAUGGAAAAAGAAAGAGAACAACCGAUGAUGAUGAUCCAUUUAGAAGAGGCAAAAAACUGACUAGGACGCCGCAAAAAAGCAAACCUAGUGAUGAAAAGAUGGAUAGGUUAAUGAUGAUGAUGGAAGUAUUGAUGAAUGACAUGAAGGAGAUCAAAACGAAUCAGAGAGAGUAUCAAGAAGAAAUGAAGCGCAUGAAGGAAGAAAAUGAGAAAAUUAAGAGAGAAAAUCAAAUGUUAAAGAUUGAAGCUAAGAAUAUAAAAACCAGGCUCGACAAUAUGGAGAACGAAAAACGAAGAAACAACGUGGUGGUGAGUGGGUUGAAGCUGGUAAAUACAGAGCAGAAAUCGAUGAAGGGUGAAAUUAAGGAAUUUUUCAGGGGGAAUAUGGAUCUGGAGAUUGAACCAAAAAAUAUCAACAAAAUAGGACCCAAUAUGUGCGUAAUUGAGCUGGAGGAUAAAUUCGAGAAAAUGAAAAGUGAUGAAAAGUAA
Messenger RNA from Coccinella septempunctata (seven-spotted ladybird), 3111 nucleotides. RefSeq lists its product as uncharacterized. Gene Ontology annotation, biological process: proteolysis. Gene Ontology annotation, molecular function: aspartic-type endopeptidase activity. The coding region runs from base 1 to 3111 and encodes 1036 amino acids. The transcript is spliced from 3 exons. Lineage: Eukaryota; Metazoa; Arthropoda; Insecta; Coleoptera; Coccinellidae. The record is from RefSeq and is a predicted model, not a curated record.